Messenger RNA from Candoia aspera, 2118 nucleotides. RefSeq names its product M-phase phosphoprotein 10 (gene MPHOSPH10). Lineage: Eukaryota; Metazoa; Chordata; Lepidosauria; Squamata; Candoiidae. The record is from RefSeq and is a predicted model, not a curated record. The transcript is spliced from 11 exons. Gene Ontology annotation, cellular component: Mpp10 complex; small-subunit processome; sno(s)RNA-containing ribonucleoprotein complex. Gene Ontology annotation, biological process: rRNA processing. Bases 25 to 2079 code for a protein of 684 amino acids.
GACGCGCCGAGGCGCGAGAGAGGCAUGGCAGUUCCCACGGCAGCCGGGUCUCCGGCGCAGCGGCUGGACACGUGUUUGGAGGUGCUGGGCGCCGCCGCGGGUCGCCCCGAGCGGUUCCUCAGUGUCCAAGAUGGACUCGCUGCCGACUUCGUCGCCCUGACCAAAGCAUUGUAUGACUUCCACCACGCCCUUCGCGGGGGGGCCGCGGCGGGAAGUCCUUUGAAAGAGCUGGUGAUCGAGAACUUUGACGAAGAACAGAUCUGGCAGCAGCUGGAGCUCCAGAAUCACGCUGUCCUCGGGCCCUUGAAGAAGGCAGUUGCUCGAAACGUAGAGGAUGGGGUAAAGGGGGCACUCUCCCUCCUCCCAGAGGUUGGGGAGGACGAGUCUGGGGGGGGAGACGGGGGGGAGACAGAUGUGGAGGACCAGGCGGAGGAGGAAUCUGGCCGCAGCAGCGGCCACAGCGAAGAGGAGGAGGAAGGCGGGCCCGACAGAAAGAGAAGCCGUUUGGGAGCAGCCGACAGCGGUGACUUCAGUGACGAGGAUUCGGACCUGGACUUUGAUAUCGAAAAGUUAGAGCAGCCAACCCGAAAGUCAAAGGACGUCAUGAAAAAGACGGGGGAAGAGUCCUUGGUGGAUGACAGAUUUUUCAAACUCUCCGAGAUGGAGGCCGCUUUGGAGGUGGAGGAGAGAGAAGGAAACCGAGACAGCGACAGCGAAGGAAUAGAUUAUUUUGAAGAGAUUCUCUCUGAAGAUGAGGAGGAGGAGGAAGAAGAGUUUGGAGUGAUGAAGAAGAAGGCAAUUAAAAGUGCUCGUGAUCUUAAAUAUCAAGAUUACUUUGAUCCUGUGGAUGGCGACAGCGGUCCCGUGGAUGAACAGGAAGAUGACCAAAACAUCCAGAGCGGGGAAGGGGAAGUAGAAGAAGCAGAAGACGACGACAGCGCUGGGAGUGCUCCUGAGAGCACUGAGGACACGGGUGGAAUCAGACAGAUCGAAAAUGGGAAAAACAAAGAGCCUUCGAAAAGAGUGACGUUCACCUUGCCCUCUGACAGUGACAUGGAAGAAGAAACCCCCGCGUUCCGGGAAAAGUCCAACAAGUCCCCCGAAAUGAAAUCUUCCUUUGAGAAGAGACAGGAAAAGAUGAGCGAAAAGAUUAAAUCCCUCGAAGAGGAGCUGCUGACGGAGAAGCCGUGGCAGCUGAAAGGCGAAAUUACGGGGCAGAAGAGACCGGAGAACAGCCUUCUGGAGGAAAUGCUGCUUUUUGACCACGCGGUCCGGAUGGCUCCUAUGGUCACAGAAGAAACAACGCUUGAGCUGGAAGAGAUUAUCAAGAGAAGGAUAAAAGAUCAGGCUUGGGAUGAUGUGGUCCGUAAAGAAAAACCGAAAGAAGAUCCAUUUGAGUAUAAGAAGCGUUUGACUCUGGAUCACGAGAAAAGCAAAUUGAGUCUGGCUGAAAUUUAUGAGCAAGAAUAUUUGAAACUGAACCAGAAAAAAACUGAAGAGGAAGAAAAACCUGAGCAUAUAGAAAUACGGAAAAUGAUGGACUCUCUCUUUGUCAAGCUGGAUGCCCUGUCCAACUUCCACUUCAUGCCGAAGCCGCCUGUGCCCGAAGUUAAAAUAGUCUCCAAUCUCCCAGCAAUCACCAUGGAAGAAGUUGCUCCGGUGCAUGUUAGCGAUGCUGCACUUCUGGCCCCUGAAGAAAUUAAGGAGAAGAACAAAGGCGGGGAUGUGAAAACUGGUGCCGAAAAGACCCCCACGGAUAAAAAACGGGAUCGUAGGAAAAAGAAGCUGAUGAAGCGCAUGAAACUGAAGGAGAGGGAAAGGCGACAGAAAGUCCUGGAGAAGAAAUUGGAACCGAGCGCCAAGUUAAGCAGAAAAGCGUCAGCUGCGCAGCUGAAAAAGCUUACAAAGGAAAGGAGAACCUCUUUGUUGAAGGAUGACGGUGGAGACAAGGCUUUGAAGUCCUCCAAGGCGUUCUUUUCUCAGUUGCAAGAUCAAGUGAAAAUGCAAAUUAAGGAUGCCAAGAAAAGCAAGAGAAGACCAAAGCAGCAAGAACUCUCUGCCCAGAAGCUAAAGCUGUAAUAAAUUAUGCAUGCCCUGCUUUGUAUAAAUUAAAAUAAG